Molecule: messenger RNA, 1533 nt
Organism: Seminavis robusta
Lineage: Eukaryota; Bacillariophyta; Bacillariophyceae; Naviculales; Naviculaceae
Source: the annotation of a GenBank genome assembly
CAAGUCUGGUGCACUACAAGAUGAGCCAUCGUGUUUUAUCAAGAUGAGCAACAUCAACCGUCCACAGCAAGAACCACAACAACAACGUGUUGAGGAACCACCUCGUCAGUUAGGCACACUGCGAGUUGGAACGGCCGGAUGGACGAAUGCGUCCUGGCGGGGUCCCUUUUUGCCUCCAGGUACCAAGACCAGUGGAGAAUCCAUGCUGGAUGCCAUUCAACACCAUUUCCAUGCGGUCGAGAACAAUGGGACUUGCCACUCUAUGCCCAGUCCACAAACGGUUGCCAAAUGGAAGGCGUGCUGUGCCAAGAACUUUGUCAUGUGUCCCAAAAUGGUCAAGUACGUGACGCACGAAAAGGAGAGCGAGGAUUCCUUUGCUGCCUUGCGGACGUUUUGUGACAACAUUGCCCUCUUGCAGCAGCAGCAGCCCAGUAACAAUCAUAAUAAUCUGGGGCCCAUCUUGAUUCAAUUUCCCAAGAGCAAAAAGAUGCAAGUCGCGAAUCUGCGUCGCAUGGCACAAGUGAUACAGGAGAGUGAUUUAUCCAACUCGACAACCAAGAUUGCCUUGGAACUUCGUCACCCGGAAUCCAUCCAAGACGCGGCAGUACUGGAGGAAUUGCGACGGUUGCAAUGGUGCCUGGUGAUUCAUCCCAACAGUGUGGGUCGGGGAACUGUGGUCAAAGAGCAGCGACAAGGAUUGUCGUCUACCUAUGAUUUGGCACCCUUGGAUGCCAAUUGGCCCAUUACCGCCAAGAACUGGAUCUACGUACGAUUGCACUACAACAAUGACGAACAUUCGGGACGAUACAGCUCCGAAGAAUUACAAAAACAAGCCGUACCGGCCAUUGUGGCGUGGCUUCAGCGAGGAAUCCAUGUCUAUGCCUUUGUGCUCAAUGGCGACGACAAGGCCGCCAUGCCGCAAAAUGCCAAGACUUUGGAAAGACUCUGUUACCAAGAGCUGGGAAUGCCAGUGCCCCGAGCGCCGAAACAGCAAGCUCGAUCCACCACUUCCUUCUUUGGUCCUCGGACUAGCACUGCCGACGUCAUCCAGAAAAAGAAACGAGAAUCAACGAGGAAGAAUCAGGGCACUGCUCAAGCGUCAAACAAACGACGGAAGUAACAAUUCUCGACACAAAGAAAACAUGUCAUGACCGAAGAAAGCUCGAAUGUUUGGCAGACGAUCUGGAAAAUCUACAAACAAUCUUUACUUUGGCGAGAACAGUACCAUUUCUUCUACCCAGCCAACACCGGUGGGCGGUUGAGAAUCAUCAUGGCUGGUUGGUAGACUAUAUGGUGGCAUACGUUCGUGCGAACGUAAAAGGGAUGAAACCACAGCUUGAAACAGAAGCCUUGUGAGAACGAUCUGGGAGCUCCAGUUCUGGGAGCAGUCUGUCACUACAAACAACCUGCUGUCCCUGGAGUUGCUGCUUCAUCAGAUGGGCCAGUGGUUGUUGCUGCAUCAUGGACGGUCUUUCGUAGUGUGUUUCAUUCUUACGAGAAUAUUCUUAAUACCAACUAUCAGCUACACACAUC